This is a messenger RNA of Owenia fusiformis, 2471 nucleotides long. The record is from the annotation of a GenBank genome assembly. NCBI's taxonomy places the organism in Eukaryota, Metazoa, Annelida, Polychaeta, Sabellida, Oweniidae.
CUAAAGAGCUCUUUGAUCGUACUUCCGGUAUUUUUCCAAAUAAAACAUUCCACCCGCAUAUCUUCAUUUGUAGCUUUAUUCAGCGAAGUAUGGUCAUGGAAAAUCUUUGAUACCAGCAGUUGAAGAUACACAUAGAUUAUAUGUACCUGUGAAUAAAGGUUGGGAGAAUACAGCAUACACCAUGGCUGGACAAAUGUGGGAUGUUGAAAAAAUGCCUAUAGGACAGGCUAUACUGAGAGACGACUAUGCUGAAAUUGACAAGCUUGUCGCCAAUGGAGAAGAUAUUCACUUUAAAGACAGAAAAGGUAUGACAUACCUUCAUUUUGUAUGCAGCAUGUAUAAACCCCAUGCCUUCUACAAGCUGAUUGCCUUGGGUGUCAAUUUAGAUGCACAGAACAGGAAUGGCAAUACACCUCUCCACAUCACCGCUAUCCAAAAUGAGGCUUGUCACGUCACAGACUUACUGGCAUGUGGGGCUGAUCCUACCAUUCAAAAUAUGAUGCACAAGACAGCUGAACAGACAGGGUCUGAGAAUAAAUUCUGGCGUGAGCUGUACAUGAAGUAUGAGCCUGGCCUGUAUCAGGCCAUUGGACGCAACGACAUUGACAGAGUGCGGGAGAUAUUACAACUCUGGCCUAAACUGGAUAUUAUCAAGGAAGGGAGAACUCCAUCACAGUCUGCAGUACAUGAAGGUCACAGUGACAUCUUCACGUUAAUAGAGCAGCAUAAGCCAACAAUGAGUGUCAUAUAUGGAGUCCUUGAAGGCAAUAUUUCCAAGAUGGACUGGGGGCUCGAGAGACCAGGAUGUGAUGUCAACUUUCUCAAGCAGGAUUCUACAAGGAGUCAUAUACUUCAAUAUGCUAUUGAACUCAACAAUCAUGCUAUGGUGAAGCGCCUGUUGGAUCAUAAUGCUGAUGUCAAUACUAUUGUGGACAUCAAGGAUUAUGUUAAGGCACCUCUAUACUUUGAAGUAUUGAAAAAGCCACAUGGAAUAGACCCGAAGAUUGUUGAUGAUGUCAUACAUUCUAAUUGUGACUUCACUCUUCGGGAUGAAAAUGGCAGAAAUGUACUGAUGUAUUCUUUAGAUAGAUCUCUUGGUCAGACUCCAAUGCCGUUAGUGGAGCACUUUAUGAAACAAGGCCUCGAUAUAGCACAGCGUGACAUUACAGGGGUGACAGUGAGAGAUGUGGCCUUGUUCUGUGACAGGCCGGAUAUCAUCAGAUGUAUAGAUAUGUAUGUGAUAGACUUGGUGAAGUCGUCCAAUAUUCCUAGACUGGAGCAGCUUGCCAGUGACGGGUAUGAUCAUUUUUUUCUAACUUACAACCAUCGUGAUACAUGGUUGUAUGCUAGUGGUAACUCUACAGAGCUAGCUCUACAGUUUGUUGAGUAUCUGAAUGAGUUUACACGCUGUUCAAAUCUUCUACAUGAAUCAAUAGCAAAUAAAGGAAGCAUGAAAAAGAUUCGGGCUUUGAUCGAGACGUGCACACGUGCUCAUAUGGUCGUAAAUGUCAAGGACAAAGCAGGACGUACUCCUUUAAUGAAAGCUAUCAUGUAUGAACGAGCUGACAUCGCUGAGUAUCUGCUUGAGCUGGAAGCAAAAUUAGUGUCAGACCAUGAUAAUAGAGGGCGAUACCCACUCCACUAUGCAAGUGCCUUAGAAAAGGAAGGAGCAGAAUUUGAGAAAAUGCUAUUGGACAGUGGGGCGGUUUCAAACUUGAUGGACUUUAGGCUGAAGACAGCUGCUCAGUUGAAGCAUCUGAUUGAAACAAGAAAGGAGCAGUCUUUCAUUAAAGCUGAAAAACUCAAGGAAUUUGGUUUGGAGAAAGAGCUGACAUAUCUGCUGAAGUACAGUGAGUUGAAAACAAUCAUCGAAACUGCUGACUCUACAGAAAAUGAUUUCUCUAACGCAUUGAGAAGUUUUCAUCAUCCAAUAACAGAUGCCCCCAAGGUGUUACUCCCAAAUGAUACAGCUCUCGUCAGUAAUUUCUCUGAUUUGAUUUUCGUAGCUGUGCUGCACAACAAGGGUGACAUUGUGAAAAAACUUGUGCAUAUAGGGGCUGAUUGUGAUAGGAAGGAAAUGUGUGAUAUUAACUGUAAAACUGCAAAUGAUAAAAAGAGUGCUUCCAAAUUGCUGAAUGCUGAGGAGUUUGCGUAUGAACUCGGGUUAAAUGAUCUCUGUGAUUUUAUAAAACAACAUAAGCUUACAAGACCCAAGAACCAACUGAGUGAUGCAACCUGAAGAUUAUAUGCACAACUACAUUAUGUACUAUACUAUUUAUGGUCUAGCUUAAAACAGUUAGAGUAGUAUGAUCUGGACUGUUUAUACAGGUGAUCUGUAUGUUAAACACCAUGUUUAAGGUCAAAGUUCAUUCUACUCUACCUGAAUAUAAAGACUGAAUAGUAGAAAUUGACAGCUUAGCCUGUUGACAUAGUACGUAAGGGUUGCUUUUACCAAAAGAUCUGUAUUUGAC